Messenger RNA from Pecten maximus, 4361 nucleotides. RefSeq names its product signal peptide peptidase-like 2B. Gene Ontology annotation, molecular function: aspartic endopeptidase activity, intramembrane cleaving. Gene Ontology annotation, biological process: membrane protein proteolysis. Gene Ontology annotation, cellular component: Golgi-associated vesicle membrane; lumenal side of endoplasmic reticulum membrane; lysosomal membrane. Lineage: Eukaryota; Metazoa; Mollusca; Bivalvia; Pectinida; Pectinidae. The record is from RefSeq and is a predicted model, not a curated record.
GAAGGUCUUGGUCGGUGAAACGUUUGAUAUGUUUUAAUGGCGAACAUGAUAUUCGUUUAUUUUGUGUUGCUGUCAGCUGUUGGCCUGUGUUCUGCUGAACUGGGUGUUGUGUACGUCAGACCGGCCGGUUCAGGAGUGGAAUGGCAGGACCAUUACUGUAUUAACUACAACCCACAGUUCCACAAGCUACCACACUACAGGGAACAGGCAACCUCACACAGCCUGGUGGACCUUAGCUCUGACUUGGGAUGUUUUGACAGCCAUGCCUAUGACAACAUUAAGACUGGUGACCGUGUGGUGGCCAUUGGCCGUGGAAACUGUACUUUUUCAGAAAAAGCUCUCAUGGCUCAGCAGCAUAAAUCUUCAGCCCUUUUGAUUGUCACAGAAGAUGUGUUGAUUCCCAGUGCCAACAGGACCGAGUAUAAAAUGAUAAAUAUCACAGUGGUUGGUAUACAGACAAAGGACUUCACACAAAUACAGAAUUUAGGACCCAAUGUUGAGGUUUUGAUGUAUUCACCGGGACUAAGAGACGAGUUUGACCCGUGUUUGGUCGUCCUGUUUGUAGUGGCUGUAGGAUGUGUCACAAUUGGCGGGUACUGGUCCGGUGUCAGACGUUAUGAACGAUCUGAAAAGUCGCAAAAUUCAAAGAAGAGAAAACGGAAAUCAAAAAAAGGGAAAAAAGAUGAUGAGGAUGAUGACAGUGAUGAGGAAGCUGACACUGUAGAUCUAACUCUACCCUCCAUUAUUUUCUUUGUUAUCAUGUCCUCCACGUUCCUUGUGCUUCUGUUUUUCUUCUACGAUUAUCUCGUGUAUGUGGUGAUUGUGAUGUUCUGUCUGGCGGGAGCGGCAGGUCUGUAUGGCUGUACACAACCACUCUGGAGCCACAUUCCUUUUAAUAAGAGACUUCCGCCUAACAAAGUGCCGUGUUUUUCUGAUCGUCCUCAACUGAAGAACCUUGUGUUGGCUGUGUUGUGUAUUGGAGUGUCUACAUUUUGGGGGAUACAGCGACAUGAAAGUUAUGCAUGGGUGAUUCAAGAUUUUCUUGGAGUGACGUUUUGUAUCAAUAUUCUAAGAAUUAUCCAGAUGCUUACCAAUGGUGUUUGAAGUUCCACGUUUGACUCCUUCACCUCUAAAUGUCUGUGACCUUCCGAUGUCUCUGUUGGGGUUCGGUGACGUUAUCAUUCCAGGUCUCCUGAUUGGAUUCAAUCACGGAAUAGAUCUGAAAGUUCAAAGUAAAAAAAUCUAUUUUACAGUAGCUGUGAUAGGUUAUGGUGUGGGGCUGCUGUUCACCUUUGCAGCUUUAUACUUCAUGGAGACUGGCCAACCAGCACUCCUGUACCUUGUGCCCUGUACACUUGUACCAACAAUGGUGAUUGGAUGUUGCCGCAGAGAAUUCAAACUCUUAUGGAAUGGCAAUAAAAAGUGCCCCAAGAAGGAUGAUGAUUUUCGGGACGAAACAACAGAAAGGGUGAUUCCUCCAACAGGGGCUGAAUCGAACACAGCUGACACUGACAGCGUGCGGAUCAGUAUAUCAAGUACCUCCAGUACUGAUGAAUUACUGCAUUGACUAGGACUACAAGGGGAGACAUCAUUAUUUGGGGUUGGUAGAAGGUUUACAAGAUCGGAGACCACAAGAUUGUUUGGUGAUAGCUAUACUCACAACAAGAUCCUUGAUGUUUGAGCUAAUAACCAGCUGUCAUUUACAAACAAAAUAAGAUUUUGAAAUUACAUGAGAUGGCACAUGUGACAUGUGUCAACCUAAAACAUGAUAUGUGUCAACUUACAUCACUCCAACAACACACAUCACAACCUUAUCACACAUAUAAACAUCCCUGUCUGUCAACUCUCUAUACUUAACGAUGUGUUGGAAUUAUAUAUCAAGUGUCAUUUGGUGUUGAUGAAUAAUUUUUGAUGAGUUGAAGUGAGAAAAGUACAUUUGUAUUCAUAACACAAGUCAGUUUCUUGGAUUAUUACUACUUUUGCAUAUCAGAAAUGGUCGUUUAUAACCUGUUUGUAAACUUUUCUAGUAAUUGAAUAAUUAAAAGAUGUGGGUGUCAAAAAAAAAGAUGAAGCAAACAUCAUCAGUUUGUUUGCAGUUUAAAUCACCCUUCAUCCCAGGUCUGUAGUUUGUUGGUCAAUAAGUCUGUCCUUCUGUCACAUGUGAUACAUGUGUGUCUUGAAGUAAAGUCCUGUUUCUUACUAUGUACUGCAUAUGACCUAAUAACGUUAUUCUGAAGUUUUAUGAAACAGACUACCUUAUAACAGACUACCUUAUAAUAGACUACCUUAUAAUAGACUACCUUAUAACAGACUACCUUAUAACAGACUACCUUAUAACAGACUACCUUAUAACAGACUACCUUAUAACAGACUACCUUAUAACAGAAUACCUUAUAACAGACUACCUUAUAACAGAAUACCUUAUAACAGACUACCUUAUAACAGACUACCUUAUAAUAGACUACCUUAUAAUAGACUACCUUAUAACAGACUACCUUAUAACAGACUACCUUACAAUAGACUACCUUAUAACAGACUACCUUAUAACAGAAUACCUUAUAGCAGACUACCUUACAAUAGACUACCUUAUAACAGACUACCUUAUAACAGAAUACCUUAUAACAGACUACCUUAUAACAGACUACCUUAUAAUAGACUACCUUAUAACAGACUACCUUAUAAUAGACUACCUUAUAACAGAAUACCUUAUAACAGACUACCUUAUAACAGACUACCUUAUAACAGACUACCUUAUAACAGACUACCUUAUAACAGACUACCUUAUAACAGACUACCUUAUAACAGACUACCUUAUAACAGACUACCUUAUAACAGACUACCUUAUAACAGACUACCUUAUAACAGACUACCUUAUAACAGACUACCUUAUAGCAGACUACCUUAUAAUAGACUACCUUAUAACAGACUACCUUAUAACAGACUACCUUAUAACAGAAUACCUUAUAACAGACUACCUUAUAACAGACUACCUUAUAAUAGACUACCUUAUAACAGACUACCUUAUAACAGACUACCUUAUAACAGACUACCUUAUAACAGACUACCUUAUAACAGAAUACCUUAUAACAGACUACCUUAUAACAGACUACCUUAUAAUAGACUACCUUAUAAUAGACUACCUUAUAACAGAAUACCUUAAAACAGACUACCUUAAAACAGACUACCUUAUAACAGAAUACCUUAAAACAGACUACCUUAUAACAGAAUACCUUAUAACAGAAUACCUUAUAAUAGACUACCUUAUAACAGAAUACCUUAAAACAGACUACCUUAUAACAGAAUACCUUAUAACAGACUACCUUAUAACAGAAUACCAAAGGCUGCAGAAACGGUGAAAUAUUAAGUCAUAAAAAUAUUCCCAAUGAAUGAAUGUAUCUAUUCAUUAUCAUUUAUAAGCAAACAUAUAAUAAAUAGAAGACUUUGUUCAGUUUUCAGUGCUUGGUCAAAAAAAAUCAUUGAUCAAUGUACAACAUGUGAUUGGUUCCCAUGUACAUAACAUGAAAGGGUAUGUAAAGCAGGUGGAAAAUUCAGCAUCAUAUUUCAUCUAGACAAGUUUUUUUGUGAGUUUAAAGUACUUGCACAACAGUAAAACAGAGUGGUCCAAUUAAACUGAAUUAGUAGUGCAUUAAAUUACUGUAAGCAGGAGAAAGUUUGCACUUGCAAAUUCGGGAAGUAGUCACCAGUAUUUAUUUGCCCACAUACCAAAUCUACUGUCCCAGGCUUUUUCUCACCCUGGUACAUGUACAAUUUUUUUAUAUUACCUUCAGGCAAUAUGUUGGUGAAGUUUGCCUGAAAAUAAUUAUACAAAAUGCUCCAAAAUAGCUUAUUUUGUGUCCCUGGGCUAUACACUGGUUUGGGCGAUACACAGGAAAUAAUUAUAUACAAAUGUAUAUAAACUGACUUAACCUGUAUCUCUGGCAUAUAUAAUGAAUUGGCUUUAUGUGGCCAUAUGUGAUCCCUUCUGCAUGGGAUUUCAACAAAUCAAUGUCUUAACUUGAGGAUCCAAACAGAUUUGGUUGUUAUCAAUAACACCUAGUUAACUUGAGGAUCCUAUCAUAUCUAUAACACCAAGUUAACCUGAGGAUCCUAUCAUAUCUAUAACACAUAGUUAACUUGAGGAUCCUAUCAUAUCUAUAACACCUAGUUAACUUGAGGAUCCUAUCAUAUCUAUAACACCAAGUUAACUUGAGGAUCCUAUCAUAUCUAUAACACCUAGUUAACUUGAGGAUUCUAUCAUAUCUAUAUCUAAAUAAACCUGUUUUCAUUAUUUUAUUGUUGCAUGUUUUUAAAGUUUUAUUUGUAAUUUUAUUUGUAGAUUCAUUAAAACUGCUUCAAUCAUA